Molecule: messenger RNA, 3844 nt
Organism: Polistes dominula (European paper wasp)
Lineage: Eukaryota; Metazoa; Arthropoda; Insecta; Hymenoptera; Vespidae
Product: phosphatidylinositol-3,5-bisphosphate 3-phosphatase MTMR3
Biological process (GO): regulation of autophagy; phosphatidylinositol dephosphorylation
Cellular component (GO): cytoplasm; membrane
Molecular function (GO): protein phosphatase binding; phosphatidylinositol-3-phosphate phosphatase activity; metal ion binding
Source: RefSeq, a predicted model, not a curated record
AUACAAAAUUAACAAAGAAAAAGAAACAAUGUAAAGAAAACGUCAGGUGAUAACAAUGUUUAUAUACACGAGAGUAAAAAGAAAAACAGCAGCGUAAGAAGUCAAAGUCCGUUGUAUUUUGAUUACAAUUCAAAUAUCAUCUCUGUUAAAUGAUUGGACAUAACUAUUGGAAAAAAAUGUUGUAUGCGUUUACAAAUGAAAUGUGAUUGGUUGAUAUUGCGAGUGCGCAUAAGUGCACCACAUUUAUCCGAUGCAUCGUCGUCGACCUUGUAAACAUCUGUUUCAUAUCGCAAGUAAUCAGUCUCACAUGAGAACUUAACUUAAAGUGUACAUAGACCGAUCUGUCAGUACUACAUCUUUCACGUCGACUCGAAACAGAAUUGAAACUAAUUAGAUAUUCAGAUAUUUGUCAGAAUCAACAUUCAUAAUAGAUUGGAAAGUAGAGUGUGGAAAUGGAGAGUUCCGAAGAGCCAACCAGUUUGCAAUCAAUUUGUCACCUGCAUGCAUCAGAGUUAUUUCCAAAACAUCCACAUUUCGAAUGCGAAGAUCAGACAUUGACUGUACCGUUUACUCUUUUAAGUGGAGAAUCAUUGGUAGCAUUGGGACGCAUAUCGGAUGGUGGUGUUUUGGCUCUUUCUAAUUAUAGACUCUACUUACAACAGAGUCAAGCCUGUUACAAUAUACCAUUGGGCCUUAUUGAACAAUUAGAAGUAAAAGAAAUAUUCUUUUUGCAUAUUGGAUGUAAAGAUGCACGGUCAUUGAGCUGUUCAUUUUCCACUAACGAGCAUUGUCUAGAAUGGUUCAAACGAUUACAUAAAGUAACAUACCCACGUAAAAGUAUCGAAGACAUAUUUUCUUUUGCAUAUUAUGCAUGGUCUAUAGAAGAGGGUAAAGACUAUCCUAGGCUUGGAAAAGAUAAUAGUUCUUAUAUUUCUACUUUUAAUUCAGAGGUGGAACGAUUAAAAUUUAAUCUUCAUGGUACAUGGCGUAUUAGUCCGAUAAAUAAGGAUUAUAGAAUGUGCCCAUCUUAUCCACCACAACUUUUGGUUCCUGCUUGCAUUUCUGAUGAAACUUUGGAAAUUGUUGCUAAAUUCAGAAGUUCCAGACGAAUUCCUGCAGUUGUGUGGAGGCACGUUAAUAAUGGAGCAGUGAUAGCUCGUAGCAGUCAACCAGAAGUUGGUUGGUUAGGUUGGAGAAGUUCCGAAGAUGAGGAUCUUUUAAAAGCUUUGUCUGAUGCAUGUUCCUACGACAAAGGAGAAUCCACAAUGGUUGAUUCACCUAUUAAUUAUUCUGAUGUUGGAGAUGAUGCGAUAACUCCAACUGUUGCAAAAAAAGUUUUAAUCGUGGAUGCAAGAUCUUACACGACAGCUGUAGCAAAUAGAGCACGAGGCGGUGGUGUUGAAUGUCAAGAGUAUUAUCCAAGUUGUGAUAUUCAAUUUAUGAAUCUGGCAAAUAUACAUUCUAUUAGGAAAAGUUUUCACGCAGUCAGACAAUUAUGUGCAUCUGAUGCUGAUCAACCAAAUUGGUUGAGCUUAUUGGAAGGUACUAAGUGGUUACAACAUAUGUCAGGUUUAUUGCGUGCUGCAGUUACGGUUGCAUCUGCCAUAGAACGAGAUGGACGACCAGUAUUAGUACAUUGUAGUGAUGGCUGGGAUAGGACACCUCAGAUUGUUGCCUUAGCACAGAUAUUAUUAGAUCCCUAUUAUCGUACUAUAGAGGGAUUUCAAAUAUUAUGUGAGAGAGAAUGGUUAGACUUUGGACAUAAAUUCGCUGAUCGCUGUGGACAAACAGUUGGUUGCGAUGACCCAAAUGAACGUUGCCCAGUAUUUUUACAAUGGCUCGAUUGUGUACAUCAGUUAAUUCGACAAUUUCAAUGUAGUUUUCAAAUGUCUCCUGCAUAUCUUGUAAAAUUAGCACAGCAUACAUAUUCACAACUCUUUGGUACAUUUUUAUGUAACACAAGACAGGAGAGAUUACAGUUAAGAAUACAAGAACGUACUUUUUCAGUAUGGCGAUUUCUUAACUCUUCUUUAUUUGUUAAUCAUUUGUAUUCACCUUUAAGAAAUCAAGUAUUAUGGCCAAGUUGUAAUGUACGAGAUCUUGUUUUGUGGUCAGAAGUAUAUUUAGGUUCUAUGGAAUCCUCACUUGGUAUUAGGGAUGAUCAACAAAGAGUUACAAUGAUAGAUAUAGAAGGAGGUGAAAGUGAAGAACCACAAGGACAAAUGACUAAAACACGUUCUUAUGGAGAUCUUAUACAUGCCCCCGAUCAUGCAGCCUACCUUCACCGCAGACUUAGCGAUCCGAGUAUUUCUAUGGAAAAAAAAUUUGAUUCGUUAAAUUUGGAAGUUGAGGCUGAAAAAAUAGUAAAUAGCAUAGAUGAUAGCAAAUUUGAAACAUUAGAAGCAGAUCCAUCAGAGACUGACAUUAAGACCAAACAGUAUACUACAGUGCAAGCAUCGAGCGAAUCACCUGCUAAUCCAUCAGUGGAUAGUUCUACAGAUACAUUAAUACCUAAUAACGAUUCACUUGUUAGUGUUGUAAAUGGAGAGAAAGAAGCAUUGCAAACAAAUUUAGGACAAGAUAGUAUUUCACCGUGGAUUGAAACUGGUACAGCGGGACGAGGUACUUGUUCCUGUAAUCGUAAUCACAAUGAAGGUAGUGAUGUCAGUGAUACCAGUGCUCCAUUGAUAUCAAGAACACCAAGUAGCAUAUGUCCAGCUUCCCCAACUCAUCAGGAUGCUAUAUUAGAUAAUCCUGAUAGACUGGAUGAUGUCGAUGGUCUUCCUGUCAUUCAUUGUGAAAUUCAGUUACGAGUACAACAGAUUAUCAUCGAACACAAGCUAAAGGAAGAAGCAUUACGAAAGGAAUUACAUACAACAAGGCUAGCAUUAAUUAAGCAAGUGUGCAACCACAAUGCAGAUACCGAUCGUAUUGAUGAUAUUGGUUCAUUGCCAGAUUCGGUAGGCAGUGCUGGAGAACAUGGAGAAUCCUUACCAUCGGAUAUGUCUUGGGAGGCCGUUGAGGACUUGGUACCAGCUCCAACACUUUGGGUUCCAGAUCAUGCAGUAAAUCGUUGCAUGGGAUGCAAUACAGAAUUUUGGCUUGGUAGACGUAAACAUCAUUGCAGAUGCUGCGGCAAGAUAUUCUGUGCGGAUUGUUCGGAAAAUUCAACGCCGUUACCCAGUGAACAACUUUAUAAUCCUGUAAGAGUUUGCAAAGAUUGCUUUUCUCGACUUCAUCAUCAUACAAGUCCUUGCCAGUGCAGUGCUCGACAUCAGAAUAAAGUAGAUCACGAAACGGAUAUAUCAUCUAACUCAGAAACGUUGGUGACUUACCAAAGGGCAAAACCUAUUUCUAUGACAAAAGAUACCUGCUGUGACAACUUAAUGCAGGCUGCUCAUCAGAAAUCACAACCGUCUAUUACAGCAGAUGUAUCCUUCUUCCUUUUCAUCUUAAAAUGAUGCGAAGAGAAUUUGGAAAAUAUUAAAUAUCGGUUAAUCUAUAUAAUAUACAUUUAUACAGAGUGCAUAUAUAUUAUAUAUAUAUAUUUAUCGGGCAAUAGAUCCACUGUAAUUAGCGAUUUUCGAACACAACAUUUUUACAUGAACGUAAAACGUAUUAUAUUACACGGGGACAUUCCAAACAUAUAUUUCAUCCAUCAUUACAUUUAUUAUUAUUAUAACAGGUGGGUAAAACGGCAGAUAAAUAGUUCUACAAAACAACGGACGAGGCGGUUAAAUCUAUGAACUACUGUAAUAUGGAUAAAUAUUAUAUAUGUGUAUAUCAGUGCAUAAAUUAAAAGUGGACAGAAUAUUGUAUUUAUAUAAACUAUUUGUAUAACUGC